This is a messenger RNA of Tachysurus fulvidraco (yellow catfish), 2363 nucleotides long. RefSeq names its product cAMP-dependent protein kinase catalytic subunit PRKX-like. The transcript has 8 exons. The coding region runs from base 315 to 1307 and encodes 330 amino acids. NCBI's taxonomy places the organism in Eukaryota, Metazoa, Chordata, Actinopteri, Siluriformes, Bagridae. Gene Ontology annotation, molecular function: ATP binding; protein serine/threonine kinase activity. Gene Ontology annotation, biological process: protein phosphorylation. The record is from RefSeq and is a predicted model, not a curated record.
AAUAGAACCGACUCAACUUGUAGACUCGUUCGCGUACACAGGCUCAGUACCGGCCAGUAAAAAUCCCGCACCCUGUGCUGCACGAGACCGCAGACUCAGCAGCGCAAUAAGCGGAGCGGGUGCACGCGCGCCUUUACAUGUGUUUUAUCGGCUUCAUGUGAGCAUUAAAGCGUAAACGUUAACGGUUUGCACAUGAGCGGAUGUUUGGGUUGAUCUUCGCCUCUAUAAAUAAGUGUUACAAAGAGCCGGAGGCGCGGCUGUGAGAUGGCGGACGGAGCGCGCGGCACCGAGGUCUCGCGCGCCCUGAACCGACGAUGACGGCAGCGCGGAGCUCGAGCGAACGCGGCGGAAGUGGAGUUGCAGACGGUGAUGGAGAGGGAAGCGCGAGAGCGUCCCGGGAUCAGGCCGGAGCCACGCACCUCAACAUCGGCGUGUUGGAGUCGGUCGCCACCGUGGGUACAGGCACUUUCGGCCGCGUGGUGCUGGUGCAGGAUCGCAAAUCCAAGGGCUACUUCGCGUUAAAGUCCAUGAAAAUCGUGGAUUUAAUCCGACUGAAACAGCAGCAACAUGUUCACAACGAGAAAGAAGUCCUUAUGGAAGUCAAUCAUCCUUUUAUCGUCAAACUGUUCUGGACUUGGCAUGAUGAUCGGUGUCUCUUCAUGCUGAUGGAGUUUGUACCUGGCGGUGAGCUCUUCACCUACCUGCGCAGUCGGGGAAAGUUCAGUAACGACACGGGCCUGUUCUUCGCAGCAGAAAUCAUUUGUGCACUGGAGUAUCUUCACUCUAAAGACAUUGUCUACAGAGACCUGAAACCAGAGAACAUCCUGCUGGACCGCGAAGGCCACGUCAAACUCACCGACUUCGGAUUCGCCAAGAAGAUGGUAGACAGGACGUGUACAUUAUGCGGAACACCAGAGUAUCUGGCGCCCGAGAUUAUUCAGGGCAAAGGUCAUGGUCUGGCAGUGGACUGGUGGGCCCUGGGUGUGCUAAUUUUUGAAAUGCUGUCUGGGUACCCCCCGUUUUUUGACGAUAACCCCUUCGGUAUUUACCAGAAGGUUCUCUCGGCCAAGCUGAACAUCCCUCGGCAGCUGGACUUCCACGUGAAAGAUCUCAUCAAGAAGCUGCUUGUCGUCGAUAAAUCUAAGAGACUUGGCAACCUGAGAGGAGGUGCCGAGGACGUGAAGAACCACAAAUGGUUUCGAUCUGUAGACUGGGACGUCGUUCCUCAGAGAAAACUAAAGUCAGCCGAUCAUCAUCCCUGCGGUCGCACACGAAGGCGAUCCGUCGAAUUUCGAGACUUAUCCUGAAGAAAAACGCAAAAAAGAACCUGCCGUUUCGCCGAGGGACCUGGAGAUUUUCAAGAACUUUUGAAUACAAACAGGGAUAUUGAUACUUAUUUAUGUCUUUUGCAUCUUUCCACUAAGGGCAUGUGCUGAUCAUCUCCGACACGCCGCAUCACGCUGCGUCCGACAUGAGCACAGGAUUCGUGCUCUUUAGUGUCCGGCGGUUUUGGGUGGCGUUCGAGCAGAACGUCUGAACAACACGGUUUACUGGUCUACAUGAACUUUCUUCACUAAUGUUCACUAAUAGUUCAGUUCUACACAAGCUCUGAACUGCAAAACAUGAAGAAAGAUCUACAUCAUUAUUCUGAUCGUGUUCGAUCGUCUUACGUCCGGUUUAUUUCUCGUCAUUCCAAUACAUCAGCUUGUUAUUUGGACUUAAGGACAUUAUGACUUUCCACUUGAACAUUUUGAGUUAUCUCAUAAAUCUCAUUAUUUUAACAGAUCACACUGGAAAUACAAUGAGUUAUAAAUCACUAGAAAUAACACCGUCGGAUUUCGGCUCAUGUGAUUUCGGCUCCUCUGUAGGAUGCCAGGAUUGGUUGUCAUGGUUACAGCUUCCCUGGGGUGCUUCUUCACAGCUCUGUUUGAAAGACUAGCAGAUAAACGCUCAGUGGCGAGAUCAAAAGUACAUUAUAAUGAAACAUCUGGCGAGGUGUGGGGCAUUGGCACAUGUCUGUUUCCACUUGGUCUUGUUCUCUUGUGUCAUGUGUAGAAUUGUAUCGUAGCUAUAAUCUAUGCACUUUGUUAAAUGGUUUUGUUUGUUAUGCAGAAUUCACAUAACCUUUAUCGUAAGUUAUUCCAAACGUACCUGUCUCUUCUCUGGGAAUGAUUAUGCAAAUUAUGUUAAUGAUCUAUGCAGAUCCAUUUGUUUAAGUCGCUGUGAUUCGAUCUGUCUGGAUGUGAUCGUGUUCCCUGCUGUAACUGUAUGCGUAUGAUGCUAAUGGAACUAACGUUAUAGCUACUCUUUGUUUGAUUGAUGUGAUGAGAUGCUUGAUUAUGGAAUAAAUUUUUCCAAAGAUA